GUCCACUCGCCAGGGCGUCAUGUACACGAGGCUCAGGCAUUGGAUGAACCGGAGUAUUUCUUCUGUUCUCGUCAGGUCAUGUACCUCCCUAUCUGCGAGUCUACAUCCUGGGGGAUGUUCCCCAGAUCUGACUGAAGAGAAAAAAAUAUGGUGUGUUAAAACAGCAGAUUAAAAUACUAGGGCAUUCCAAACAGUUAAUGAACGAUGUACGGUCAAAGCUAGAGACAAUCGUUGGCGCAUCUAAAAACUGGAGUGAACACCUUCAAUCUGUAAAGGAAAGAGCUUUAUCCAGUCAUCAACUGGUCAGCUGCCAGGAGGACUUGCCAUAUCGACGAAUGAAAGACAGUUAUCUGGAGGCUUAUCUACCAUUAGGAAGCCAGCCCAGCUUGAGAGAAAAAUACCUGAAUGUACAUAAGCAUGUAAGAUUUGGCAGGAUCCUUGAAGACCUUGACUCAUUUGGAGUUUUAAUUUGUUAUACCCAUGCCAAAACUAAUGGCAGCACAACUCCUUUUUCUAUUGUUACUGCCCUUGUUGAUGAAAUAGAUCUGGUUAAAAGGACAAUACAACCGGACUGUGACUUGAAAUUCGCUGGUAAUGUCACCUGGGUUGGAAAAAGUUCCAUGGAAGUCAAGAUGCACGUAUCUCAGUAUCACGAUAACAUCUACAAUCCUGUCUUAGACGCUACUUUCGUGAUGGUUGCGCGAGAUCCUGGAAAUAAAGGUGCAGCUUUAAUUAACCCAUUGAAACCUGAAGGUCCCGAGGAGGAGAAUCUCUUUAAACAGGGAAACUUGAACAAAGCAAAACGAACUAAGCUAAAAGAGACUUCGUUAUUAAGAACAGCACCGAAUGAGGAAGAGAGAAAAAUUAUACACAACAUGUUCCUUGAGACUUUGGAUAUGCAGACAGUAAGCUUCCGCAGUCGGGUCUUACCAGAGAAUUCAGUGUGGAUGGAAGGAACAAAGCUUAAAAGUCUGGAGAUAUGUCAUCCACAGGAACGUAAUAUCCACAACAAAAUCUUUGGCGGGUUUCUGAUGAGGAAAGCCUUUGAGUUGGCAUGGGCAAAUGCUUGUGUCUAUGGGAGUUCAAGACCUUACCCAAUUGCUGUAGAUGACAUCUUGUUUCAGAAACCAGUUGAGAUUGGUUCCCUGCUGUAUCUUUCAUCACAGGUUUGUUACACUAAAAGCAACUAUAUCCAGGUCAGAGUGCACAGUGAGGUUGUAGACCCACUCUCAAAACAGCACAGUACCACCAAUAUCUUCCAUUUCACCUUUGGUUCCGAGAAAGAAGUGAUGCAGGUUAUCCCAAAGACCUAUGGAGAAUCUAUGCUUUACUUGGAUGGAAAACGACACUUUGAAGCACAAGCCAACAGAGUCUGAAGUCUGGCAAGCUGACCUCCAUCCAAUUAAACACAAAAUAUCAAUCUGAAAUGUCAGAUGUUUAUAAAAGAUUUUUUUUGCAGAUUUGAUUUUAACAAGUGCUUUUGAAUUUUUCUAACACUGUUUGAAGACAUUCCAGUUAUUUUACUAACUUUAAUAGUACUUAAGUAUCACUGGAAAAAAAGACACCUUAAAG
This is a messenger RNA of Carcharodon carcharias (great white shark), 1572 nucleotides long. Its product is annotated as acyl-coenzyme A thioesterase 9, mitochondrial-like. Gene Ontology annotation, cellular component: mitochondrion. Bases 198 to 1376 code for a protein of 392 amino acids. Gene Ontology annotation, molecular function: fatty acyl-CoA hydrolase activity. The record is from RefSeq and is a predicted model, not a curated record. Gene Ontology annotation, biological process: acyl-CoA metabolic process. The transcript has 17 exons. NCBI's taxonomy places the organism in Eukaryota, Metazoa, Chordata, Chondrichthyes, Lamniformes, Lamnidae.